Messenger RNA from Closterium sp. Yama58-4, 3747 nucleotides. Lineage: Eukaryota; Viridiplantae; Streptophyta; Zygnematophyceae; Desmidiales; Closteriaceae. The record is from the annotation of a GenBank genome assembly.
AUGGGUUUUCUUUUCUCUUCCUCCCGUUGCCCUCCUUCCGGGUUCCCGCACGUACCGCAGGGCCAGAGAGAGAGCGAGUUUCGAGACCUGUGGCUUCCGCGAAGCCAGCGAAUUCUGGAUACCAUAGUGGCGACGGGUUCGUCAAUCGUGUGCCUGCAGGAGUGCUGGCUGUCGCACCCCGAGUGGGUUCGCCUCUUCGACUCAUCUCUCGGUGCUGCCGGUUACCGCACGCUCAAACUGCCCAGAACUAACAACCGGGGCGAUGGUCUCAUGAUCGCCGUGAAGCACGACCAGUGGCACGUGGUGGACUAUCAGCAGCUGCUGUUCCACGACUGUGGGGACCGCGUUGCUCAGAUCUUACGGCUGAGAUCGAAAGGGCGCCUGGGGGGGAGGGCGGGGCGGGAAGGGAGUAAGGGAGCGGAGGGAGAGGAGGAGGAUGUGUUGGUGGUGAACACCCAUCUGCUGUUCCCGCAUGACGCCAACUCCAAUAUCAUCCGCCUCUGCCAGGUGUACAAGCUGCUAGAGCGGGUGGAGCAGUGCCGGACAGAACAAGCUAGCAGACCCGCCCCUGUCAUCCUGUGCGGAGAUCUGAACGGCACCAAGGAGGGCAACGUGUACAAGCUGCUGCGCUCGCAGGGCUUCCUCUCCUCCUAUGACGCAGCGCACCACCUCAAUGACGUGGAUGAAACGUGGGUGAGCCAUCGAAGCCACAGGGGCGACGUGUGCGGGGUGGACUAUGUGUGGAUGCUCAACGCGCGCACGCCCAUGACAAGCCCUGUGCUCAACUGGCGCAAGGCCGUGUUUGGAUUGAUCAAGUCGAAGCUGCUAGCAGCAGGCAUCACAGACGCACGGCACGCGUUCCAGUUCUUUGCCACAGCAGGCGACACCUCCCCGUAUGAACACACCGUGUGUUUCACCACCGAUCCAAACGCCACCGACGCUGCUGACGUCAGCAUGGAUUUCGGGCAGCAGCAGAAUGAUGACCCAGCGACCAAGGAGGAGGAGGUGGAGGAGGGGGAGGAGGAGGAGGAGGAGGAGGCGUGGAGGUUUUACGACAGUGAUGAGGAGGGGAUGGAGAGGCAGGAGUGCUGUAUCACUGCCUUUACCAUUGAGGACUUUCAACUGGCUGUGGCUCAGCUCGGCCUCACGGGGGACAACUCCAUUGGGCUAACAGAGGUGGAGGUGGCGGAGCUGAUGCAAGAUGCAGCUAAGGAGAUGGCUGGGGCUGCAGGUGCACGGGAGCUGCCUGGUGUUCAGGCAGGUGACACACAAGAAGUGGCUGAGGGUGUGGAGGAGUGCGAGAUAGAAGGGAGUAAUGGAGGGCUGAGUCUCGCAGUGCUGAAGGCAUCGCUGUUCCCGCCUGAGAUGGAGGAGGGGAGGUGGCCGGAGGAUUAUACGCUGUCGGAUCAUGCGGUGCUGACUGUGAUGUUUGGGAGGGAGAAAGUGGAUGAAGUGAGCAAACCCUCACACACGAGCAUGGCGGGCGCUGGCGGAAGCGGAGCGGGGGGGCGCGGAGGUUCCGCGCGCGGGGGGGGCGCGAUGGCGCAGGAGCUGCUGCUGUACUUGUGCAGCGCGGGGAUCAGCGCGCUCGUGCUGAUCUUCACGAUCCGCCAGCUGGACCCCAACCGUGCGCAGUCCAAGCUCGCCAAGCAGCGGAAAAGGGAGAUCGCCAAGAGACUGGGUCGGCCGUACAUCGAGACCAACGCGUAUGAGGACGUGAUAGCAAACGACGUGAUCAACCCACAGGACAUCCACGUCACCUUUGACUCCAUAGGCGGCUUGCAGCACGUCAAAGAGUCCCUUCACGACCUGGUUAUCCUCCCGCUUCAGCGCCCGGAGCUCUUUGCCCAAGGCCGAUUGCUGCGACCACAGAAGGGUGUGUUGCUGUUCGGCCCACCAGGCACGGGCAAGACGCUGCUGGCGAAGGCGAUUGCCAAGGAGUGCAGAGCGGUGUUCAUCAACGUUAGAAUCGCCAACCUCAUGAGCAAAUGGUUUGGGGAGGCUCAGAAGCUAGUCACAGCGGUGUUCACUUUAGCCCACAAGCUGCAGCCAGCCAUCAUCUUCAUCGACGAGGUGGAGUCCUUCCUGGGGCAGAGGAGGAACACGGAGCACGAGGCGGUUACCAGCAUGAAGACCGAGUUCAUGUCGCUGUGGGAUGGCUUCAGCACUGAUGAUACUGCGCGGGUGAUGGUGCUAGCAGCCACCAACCGCCCCUGGGAGCUGGACGAGGCCAUUCUCAGGCGCCUUCCCAGGCACUUUGAAAUCCCCCUGCCCGAUCUAGCUGGGCGCACGAGCAUUUUGGAAGUCAUCCUGCGGGACGAGGACGUCGAUGAUGACCUGGAUCUUCAAGAGAUUGCCUCUCUGUGCCCGGGCUACAGUGGGUCGGACCUCACAGAGCUGUGCAAGCAGGCGGCAUACCUGCCUUUACACGACUUCUUGGAGGAUGAGAGGAGAGCACUGCGGGGGGAAGGGAAGGAGCCCACCUCCCAGCGCCCCCUCUCCCGGGCAGACUUCCUCCGCGUGCUCAGCGAGUCCCGACCAUCCCGAGAUGCUGCCUUCGACUAUCUGCGCAAGCGCAGUAACAGCAGCGCCAGCCUGCCGCACCUGGGAGAGGACCCUAUGGCUGCCUCUGGCAACUUCCCUGCGUACCCGUACCAAAACGGGGGGGCGCACACGCCGCCGUCCAAUCUGUUCGGUGCUCCCACCCCUCCUAUGGCUGCUGCUGGUGCUCCACAAGCGGGGCAGCAGGCGGAUUUGCUUCGGCUGCUGUUCCAGGCGGCAGUGGCGUCGGCGCUGCAGCCACAAGUGAUGCAACCACAAGUGUUACAGCCGCAGGCCAUGCAGCAGGGCGUGCAGCAGCAAGGGGUGCCCCAGCAGGCCUUGCAACCACGUGAAGGGGAGUUGGGCUCCGGAAACAGUGCUCCUGCUGGUGCUCCUGCCAGUGCUGGUGGUGCUGCUGGUGCUGCUGCUGGUGCUGCUGGUGCUGCUGGUGGUGCUGGUGCUGCUCCUGCUGAUGAUGCUAUUGGUGCUGGCGGUGGCGGAACGGGCAACAGUGAUGCUUCGGGUGAUGAUAGUGAGAAGAGUUCUCGCUCGUCGCGCGGCGGCGACGUGGACGACGACGACACGGCGAGCACCGCGUCGUCGUCGAGCGACCUUCCCGCCGUGUAUUCUGGCGCGCGCGACGACGUGUACUGCGCGGCGACGGCCACGGAAGCGCUUCUAGACGCGCUGCAGGAGAAGCGAUCCACAACGCGCGAGGCGGCACUCAAGGGGCUAGCGACCACUCUAGCGUCGCAAGUGCACGGGGAGCUAGUGCAGGACAAGUUCGACACUCUCACGCAGGGCUUCCUCUCGUGCCUCAGGAAGGGCAAGGCCCCGGAACAAGUUCUCGCUGCCCGAUGCCUUGGUCUGCUGGCGCUCACAUUAGGGGCGUCUGACUCGUGUGAAGAGCUGCUCUCCUCGUCGCUGCCGCAUCUGAGCAAGCUGGCUCGCGCUGCUGGCUGCGCCGCCACCCGCGUUGCUUGUCUAGACGCCAUGGCCAUCAUCACCUUCGUGGGGGCCAUGGACGCACACGCCACGGAGGAGAGCAUGGGCCUGCUGUGGCUCGUCGCCAACCCACAGGGCACCAGCAAGGCAGUGGUGCCGGCGGCAGUGAGGGGAUCAGCCAUCAGCAACUGGACACUGCUGCUCUCCACGCUGCCCACCUCGCAGCUCUCGCAGUUCCACACCCGCAGGUGCGUUGCGUGA